Pantherophis guttatus is the source of this 2593-nucleotide messenger RNA. RefSeq names its product hypocretin receptor 2 (gene HCRTR2). Gene Ontology annotation, cellular component: plasma membrane. Gene Ontology annotation, biological process: G protein-coupled receptor signaling pathway; circadian sleep/wake cycle process; feeding behavior. The record is from RefSeq and is a predicted model, not a curated record. Lineage: Eukaryota; Metazoa; Chordata; Lepidosauria; Squamata; Colubridae. Gene Ontology annotation, molecular function: orexin receptor activity.
GGAAUUGCUUCUCAUGCCUGCUGCUGUGUUACGACAACCUUAGUGCCUCUGGAGCUGCAACAUGCAUCCUGCCACUGGGAGAUCCUCGAUGUAAAGCUAGUUGAGGAAGUUCCAUCGAUAACACCUGGCUCUAUUUUCCCCAUUUUCCUCUUUCUGCCUACUUUUCCCCCCCUUCUUCCUAUUGCUGAAUGCAGUUAUGUCUGAUAGGCAGAAAGGUAGGCUAACCCCCUGAAAGACCAAAUUCAGACCCAGAGCAGAACCAAUUAUGUCUGUGACUCAAGUGGAAGAUGGCUUUCUUUCUUGCACAAACUGGUCUUCUAAUGUAUCAGUGAAUGGGACUCGGGAACCCUUUGCAAGCCCUCCCACGGACUACGAUGAGGAAGAAUUUCUGCGAUAUCUCUGGAAGGAAUAUCUGCAUCCCAAGGAAUAUGAAUGGGUACUCAUUGUUGGCUAUAUUAUUGUGUUUCUUGUGGCUCUCAUAGGAAACAUCCUAGUUUGUGUUGCAGUGUGGAAAAAUCAUCACAUGAGGACUGUUACCAAUUACUUCAUAGUCAACCUCUCCUUGGCCGAUGUCCUGGUCACCCUCAUUUGCCUUCCUGCAACACUAGUGGUGGAUAUCACCGAAACGUGGUUCCUUGGCAACAGCCUCUGCAAGGUGAUCCCUUAUUUGCAGACCGUGUCAGUCUCUGUUUCUGUACUGACCCUUAGCUGCAUUGCACUGGAUCGAUGGUAUGCAAUUUGUCAUCCGCUGAUGUUCAAAAGCACAGCCAAGCGAGCCAGGAACAGCAUCCUUGUUAUCUGGAUGGUGUCCUGCCUUAUCAUGAUCCCUCAGGCAAUCGUUAUGGAGUGCAGCAGCAUGUUUCCCGGAUUAGCUAACAAGACUGUCUUGUUCACUGUCUGCGAUGAGCAUUGGGGAGCUGAAUUUUUCCCCAAAAUGUAUCAUACCUGUUUCUUCCUGAUAACCUAUCUGGCUCCAUUGUGUCUUAUGGUGCUGGCCUACUUACAGAUAUUUCAAAAGCUGUGGUGUCAGCAGAUUCCAGGAACGUCAUCCAUUGUUCAGAGGAAAUGGAGGCCGCUGCAGUCCACAGCACAGACGCGGGAACUGGGGCCACCAGCACACUUGAGGAUUAGUGUGGUGGCAGCUGAAAUCAAGCAGAUUAAAACCAGGAGGAAAACAGCCCGGAUGCUCAUGGUGGUGCUCUUGGUUUUUGCCCUCUGCUAUCUCCCCAUUAGCAUUCUCAACAUCUUGAAAAGAGUUUUUGGGAUGUUUAACAAUGCUGAAGAUCGAGAAACAGUGUAUGCUUGGUUUACUUUCUCCCACUGGCUUGUGUAUGCAAAUAGUGCAGCAAACCCAAUUAUUUACAACUUUCUUAGUGGAAAAUUUCGGGAAGAAUUUAAAGCUGCUUUUUCUUGCUGCUGCUUUGGUAUUGGCCAUCCCCAAAAUGCUCCACCCAGAGGAAGGACAAGAAUGGACAGUCGGAAAUCCUUGACGACCCAGAUCAGCAAUUUUGAUCAUGCUGCAAAGCUCUCAGAACAUGUUGCCUUGACUGGUAUAGUCUCACUGCCCACAAACAGCCCUGGAUUUGUUGGGAGCUGAUAGAUGGCUACUUUCUGUGAUAAAUCAUUGUCAAUCAAUCUGUGAAUCCAGUUAUCUUUUGGUCCAGGAACCAAAAACCUUGAAAACCGCAAAGUGAAAUAACAGAUUAUAACAAAGAUAAAAUAGACUAAUAUACAAAAUUGGAUGAUUUAAAAAAAAAGAAAAAGAAAACAGAACUUUGUUUGGAAAUGUAUGUGAUUUUUCCUAGCCUAUACUAUUCAACUGUAAGAAAUGAUUGUUGGGAGACACAUAUGCACUCAUUUUCAUUGGUAUGAUCUGCCGAUGGGCUUGGUUCCUAUCCAAAGAAUAUUUCAUUGUAAGAUUUAAAUUACAAAUAACCAGAAGGUGUUGAACAAUGAAAUUAUUAUGAAAUAAUAAUACAAUGAAAUGGUAGAGAAAGUAUGUAGUGUUUUAAUGCUUUUAUCAGUGGCCAUAGGAAGAGUCUGUAUUUUCCUUGUAUAAUGAAUGUAUUUUGUGUGUAUGCAUGUAAGUUCUUUUGCUAUCCUAUUCUUUGACAUUUCUUAUGCCCCAGCAAAUUGGCUCCCAUUCCACUCUGUUCUCAGAGAGUUAAAGUGACAGACAAACAAAUUAAGACCUAAAUCCCUUAUUUUUCUUUCCAACUUUUGCUUACAAUGCAAACAAUUAAAAAAGGUCAGAUCAUUUCUUCCUUUCUCAUUUUAUACUAAAUUUUUAAGUAUGGUCUGAUGUCCUGUUGGUUAAUGGUGAACUGUCUGGAAGCUUGUGUAAUCCAAACAGACGAAUAUGCUGGAAAUAAUAAGCACAGAAAAUGCUACUUCUAAGAGUCAUUCACUUUACUUUGGAAAGGGGCUCACUCAGAGCAGAAGAAGAUGCCUUUUGGCAUCCUGGCCCAUACAACUGAAAGGUCAGAAAUGCCUCUUUAAAUUGCAAUUGGAAAUUAAUACCCAGUCCAGAUACCUUGUAUGCUUUAGCUUCUAUUUGCUCAGAAUGCUGUCUAAAUAAAUAAUUACUCUAAUU